AUGAAGUCCUUGUUUCUCUUAGCCAUUUGUUUGACAUGGCUGGGAGUUUCUCAAAGCAGACCCAGGGGAAAGCUAGAAGGCCUCUCCAAAGAGACCCUGGAAAAGCUGUCCAUAGAUGGAGAAAAGUUUGUGGAUGAAGAGGUGAAGAGGGCUUUAUUUGGUGUCAAACAGAUGAAGGAAAUCGUGGAUCAAAAUGGAGAGAAACAUGAACACCUAAUGAAAUCUUUAAGACAUAGUAGUGAGAAGAAGCUGGGAGCUCUUCAGCUUGCUGAAGAGGUGAAGCAAAAGCUAGAGCAGGCUGAGGACCAGUGUCAAGCAUCCUUAAAGGCUUCCUGGGAUGAAUGCAGGCCUUGCCUUGAAGACACCUGCAAAUCAUUUUAUACCUCUACAUGUCACAGAGGCUUUUCCACAUUUUCUAACAAGGUAGAGACCUUUUUCAGAGAAAUGUCAUGGGUAUUCAUGAACUCUCAUGAAAACAAAGACCUUGUGGUAAAUCAGGACCCAGAAAGUGUUGAUGCAAAAGUGGUACAGAUCGAAAAUAGUUUUAACAAAAUGAUUUCUGAAGUGAAUACUCUAUUCGAUCAAAGCAUGGAGCUGUUCUACAAGAUGCAUGAGGAAUUUGAUCAAUCUUUUCAGGCAGCCUUUGAGCUGCACACAGAGGGAUCGAGUCUGAGAGCCCAUCCUCACUCCAGUCACAACUCAAGUCCAGAGUUCUUUGAAGGCCUUGGCCUAAAUUAUGUUUUAGAGUCCUUUUUUGAUUUUGGUAGAAGAAUUUUUGAUGAAUUUAGCUCUGUGAUUACUGAGGCAUUUCUUGGAUAUCAGGAGACUAUGAGUGAUGCAUCGGAGAAGAAACAAGGAAAUUACAUCCUUUCAAGUGUAAUUCCAUCGACGAACACACAGCUGUGUAGAGACCUCCGCAGGAAUAGCUCAGAAUGCUGGCAGCUUCAGAGCAAGUGUCAAUCCUGCCAGGGGCCCUUGUCGCAAGAAUCACCGAUCGGAGUGAAAAUUGGAGGGAGGAACAUCAACAAUCUUCGAUACGCCGACGACACGACUUUGCUCGCAGAGAGUGAAAAAGACCUAGAAUAUCUGGUCCGAAAGGUCAAAGAAGAAAGCGAGCGCAUGGGUUUGUACCUCAACAUCAAGAAAACAAAGGUGCUGCCUCAUUCUGGUGAAGGAACCCCAAUGCCUGUUUCAGACACAGCUGUAGAAGUGAAUUUGCUCAACUCACCCACCUUCACUCUUAACGUCCCUGGAGAGCUGGAAAUAGAAGACCCUGCCUUUAUUAAAUAUGUGGCCCUGGGGGCAUUAGGGCUCUACAAAGAGAUGUGCAAGUAA
Molecule: messenger RNA, 1335 nt
Organism: Polyodon spathula (Mississippi paddlefish)
Lineage: Eukaryota; Metazoa; Chordata; Actinopteri; Acipenseriformes; Polyodontidae
Gene: clul1
Product: clusterin-like 1 (retinal)
Exons: 7
Coding region: 1-1335 (444 amino acids)
Source: RefSeq, a predicted model, not a curated record